AUGGCGCCUCCCGUCACGAUCCGCAACAUCAGCAACAAUCCGCUAACCCUCGUACUGGUCGAGCAUUUCGACCCUCCUCCAGAUGAAGGGUUCCAGAUGCAAACUGUGACGACGUCAUUGGCCAACAUCACCAAUGGCCUGGGCCUGACCAACACCACCACCCGCAAAGCGGUACCUCAGAUCCACGCGGACGCGAAACCAUUUGCGACCAGAGAGGUGUCGAUCAAGCUGCCGCCGUUUACCAUCGUGCCUACAGACAUCAAGGCCGUCAUCAACAAGCCCAACGAAAGGCUCAGAUUGACGUUCCAGACGGAGAUGGGAGGCAAGCACCAGAUGUACUGCCCGGUACCGACCGAGGAGACGGCCUCGCUGGUCGCGCUCGCGCCGAAUCCGAAGCUACGCUUCACUGGCAUUUAUCUACCUAAUUCAUCGUUCGUGGCCCUGUUCAACACGUCGCACCUGGACUCGUGGAUGAAGGAUCUUCCCGACCGGACGCCGCUCGGCCUGCUCUCCAUCCCAGGCACUCACAACUCGCCGACCCAUCACCAAGCACCCCCAUCCGUGCGCUGCCAAGCUGUAUCCCCGAAAGAGCAACUGAAGAAUGGCGUGCGCUUCUUCGACAUCCGGGUGCAGGUUCCAGAGCCUUACGAUCCACACUCGGACAAGCUUGUGCUCGUACACGCCGUCUUCCCCAUCGCCCUCACCGGCAAUAAAUACUUUCGCGAUCUUUAUAACACCAUUGUCGAGUUCCUGAAGGAACAUCCCAGUGAAACCCUCAUUCUGUCGCUGAAGCGCGAAGGCACGGGCAAAGGCACCGACGAGCAGUUGUCCCGCAUCCUAAAGAACAACUACACGAACCUGCAACAAUGGUACACCGAGCCACGCGUGCCGACUCUGGGCGAAGUGCGCGGCAGGAUCGUCCUUCUCCGUCGGUUCAUGCUCGAAGAACCGCUCAAGCACGAAUGGAACGGCAAAGGCUGGGGCAUCGAUGGCCAUGUCUGGGAAGACAACACCUCGGGCGGCUCGCCCGGCUCGCUGUGCCCCUCGGGCGACAUCUGCGUGCAGGACUUUUACCAAGUCAUGGAGAAGCCGUCGAUUGAGAAAAAGAUCGCGUACGCCCAAGAACAUCUCGAGCGAAGCGGAUGUUGCGCUUUUAGGGGCCAGAACGUCGGCAGCAAGAAGAUCCCCUUGUAUGUGAAUUUUUUGAGCGCGAGCAACUUUUGGAAUGUCGGCUGUUGGCCCGAAAAGAUUGCCGCUGAGGUCAAUCCGGCGAUUGUGGCCCACCUGUGUCAGAGACAUAUGAUAGGCGAGCACGGCAAAGUAAAGGAUGGCGAUUGGAGUACGGGGAUUGUGGUGACCGACUGGGUCGGAUUGGGCGGCGAUUGGGAUCUUGUGCGGUGCAUUGUGGGCAUGAACGCAAAACUGAUCGGGAAUUAG
This is a messenger RNA of Cladophialophora yegresii CBS 114405, 1437 nucleotides long. RefSeq names its product 1-phosphatidylinositol phosphodiesterase. The transcript has a single exon. Gene Ontology annotation, molecular function: phosphoric diester hydrolase activity. NCBI's taxonomy places the organism in Eukaryota, Fungi, Ascomycota, Eurotiomycetes, Chaetothyriales, Herpotrichiellaceae. Bases 1 to 1437 code for a protein of 478 amino acids. The record is from RefSeq and is a predicted model, not a curated record. Gene Ontology annotation, biological process: lipid metabolic process.